CUCACACGCCAUAUGUACUUUCAAAGAAUCCAGCAAAUAUGGGCUCCUCGUCUGAAACUACAGAACUGCUAGGGCAACACCUCUGCGAAUACACAAGAAAGGAGGCAAUCCCUUCAAUGCGAACAAAUAACAUCCCGCUUAAGAACUAUGGCUUCUCGCUACACUUAUAUAUUCCAAACUUCGGAGUAACCGAGAUACCAAUCCAAAACCAAGCAGGGCAACCCUCCGUGAAGAACACCGGUAUCCAAGAUGUCCUUUAUUCACAUCUGGGAUUUAGGUAUUCUACACCGUCUGAGAACAACAGAGACGAGGCAUCAAUUCUACAACAAUGUAUCAGCGAAGUUAGAACGAUCGCUUUGUUCUUCCCCGACAUACGGGCCACCAAUAUCCGGGUUUGCAUGGCUGCUUGGCUGGGAACGUUAUGUUCCAUUGAUGACUUGAUCGAAGAUAUGAUGCCCAAUGAGGCGAGUGCUGUUUUAUACCGUUCAUUACAGGCUCUACAAGAAGAAUGCUCCCUUACCUCUCCCCAGCAUGCGGUUGUUGAGUAUUUCAUUGCAUUCAAGCGACAUUGCUCAACAUACUUAUCUCUGGAAGUAGCUCGACAUUUCUUCGAUAGUGUUUGUAUUACACUUGAGGGGCUGCUUGAUGAAAUAAGAUUCAACCAGGGUUAUUUGCCAUACAACCUGGAGACAUAUAUGAGCAUACGUGGGCGUACGAUUGGGAUUAAGCCCUUUUUUACACUGAUCAAAAGCAUACUCGAAACAACUGACCACCAGUGGUCGACAGAUAUAAUAGGCAUGGAGAGGGAUAUUUUCGCUAUUAUUGGUCUCCAAAAUGAUCUAAUUGGGCUGGAGAAGGAUAUCCGAACCGAGCAGCAAAUGAAUGCUGUUAUUGUUAAUGCAGCACACCUUGCCAACAAAAUCGCAUCUGCAGAGAAGGAUGCAGCUCUUCAAAUUGCCACAAACAAUAUCUCUGCUUUGCAUAACCAACUGAUAGAGCAUGUGUUAGAGAAACGUGCAAAGAUUCAUCAGAGGGCUAUUGGGAAACUUGAGGAUACUCUGGAGUCUCGCUUUGCAGAUAUACAACUGCUGUUUACAGAGACGCAUCUGAAGUGGUGCACAUCCGCGAAGCGAUAUACGUUAACUGCCGCAGAGUUAAACACGAUGUAAAUAGAAACGGUCUAGAUAAACAACAGUGAUAUUUGGUAUUCUUUUCUGUUAGACGGAACAAUCUUACGGGUAGUCUUGAACCACUUUUCGCGAAAUACAUA
Molecule: messenger RNA, 1270 nt
Organism: Aspergillus pseudotamarii
Lineage: Eukaryota; Fungi; Ascomycota; Eurotiomycetes; Eurotiales; Aspergillaceae
Product: terpene synthase family protein
Exons: 3
Coding region: 39-1169 (376 amino acids)
Source: RefSeq, a predicted model, not a curated record